AAAGAGAAAAAGAAAACCAAAAGCGAGAGCUGCUCUAUCUUCUUCCCCAAAUCUUCCGAUUCGGUUCAGUCUCUACCGCUCUCUGAUCCAAUUCGAGAUUUACAGUAGCUUUAAAUUAAGCUAUUUCAACAAAUUUUACACCAUUUUUUUAAUUUUAUUUUUCAAAAUAGUAUGGUUGCAUUUCUAGUAAUGGAAACCGCCGCCAAAUCACCGUCGGUGCGUAACCGUCUCCGAUGACGACUUGAGCUCCGAAACGGCAUCGUUUCGUUGUUACCAAUGGCAUGCAAAGUGCAAUUAUUUUUCACGAUUUUGAGCAUUUGUUUCGGAAAUUAAAUGUGGAUUUCGAGGCUGAUUGUGCAUGUUUGCGUUUGAAUUUAUUGGAGAUUAAUGGAGCAGAGCGAAACGGUCUCCCAAAUCGCACCGAAGAAAUUGGCGAGGCAAUUAGAUUUCACGACGGUGUGUCGAGCGUCGGCGAACGCGGCGUUGCCGGAGGUGCAGCUACAGCUACAGCUACAGUCACCGUCACAGGCGCAGCUGUCACAAAACUCACCGGCAAAAUCGCACGUGCAUUUGCAGUUACAGUCGCCACUGCCGCCGCCGGUACCGCAGUCACCGAAACAGCUAACACCGCCACCAGCGAUUCCACAGUUUCCGGCUAGGCCGAGUCCCGCGCCGGCGGCGAACGCUCGGAUUCAGCACCCGGGGCACAAGCUUU
Messenger RNA from Prunus avium (sweet cherry), 715 nucleotides. Lineage: Eukaryota; Viridiplantae; Streptophyta; Magnoliopsida; Rosales; Rosaceae. The record is from RefSeq and is a predicted model, not a curated record.